AUGACCACAGCCCACAGACCUACUUUCGAUCCAGCGCAAGGAAAGGAAGCUCUUCGAGGACCGGCCUACCACCAGCGCCUCCUUCCGGCUCACACUCACUUGAAAGUCCGACAACCUGGUCAAGGUGGUGAUGCCGACCACGAAGUCCGCGACUUGCGCGCUGAGCUCCUGAGGGCUGAAGCUGCGCACUUUGCCAAGAAGAAUGGUACACCAAUUGAAGAAUCAACCUCAACAGAGACAACAGCUCUCAAGCGCCAUCUAGAAGGUCCACCCGCGGAUGCCGACGCCGAGCUCGAGGAAGAUCCAGAGACCAAACGCCGACGCAUAUUGGAGGAAACGCGAGACAUCGAUGCUGAUUCUGAUGGAUCAGAACAAGAUAGCAGUGAAGAGGAAGACAGCGAUGAUGAAGAUGAGGCGGCUGAAUUGAUGCGGGAAUUGGAGAAAAUUAAGAAAGAACGGCAGGCACAAAAAGAGAAAGAGGAACAAGAAAGAGCCGCACAAGAAGAAGAGCAGCGAGAAGUGGAUAUUGCGCGAGGGAAUCCUCUGCUUAACUCUCAAGAUUUCAACCUCAAGCGACGGUGGGACGACGAUGUCGUGUUCAAGAACCAAGCUCGGGGUACAGAGAAGAAAGAUGGCAAGGAAUUCGUCAAUGACUUGCUGCGAUCCGACUUCCACAAGAGAUUCAUGUCCAAAUACGUUCGCUAG
Messenger RNA from Penicillium diatomitis, 705 nucleotides. Its product is annotated as spliceosome-associated CWC15 family protein. Gene Ontology annotation, cellular component: catalytic step 2 spliceosome. Gene Ontology annotation, molecular function: RNA binding. The coding region runs from base 1 to 705 and encodes 234 amino acids. Lineage: Eukaryota; Fungi; Ascomycota; Eurotiomycetes; Eurotiales; Aspergillaceae. Gene Ontology annotation, biological process: mRNA cis splicing, via spliceosome. The transcript has 7 exons. The record is from RefSeq and is a predicted model, not a curated record.